This is a messenger RNA of Hyphopichia burtonii NRRL Y-1933, 999 nucleotides long. RefSeq names its product B-type cyclin (gene CLB4). The annotation marks the transcript as partial. Gene Ontology annotation, cellular component: cytoplasm; nucleus; centrosome. The transcript has a single exon. Gene Ontology annotation, biological process: mitotic cell cycle phase transition; regulation of cyclin-dependent protein serine/threonine kinase activity. Gene Ontology annotation, molecular function: cyclin-dependent protein serine/threonine kinase regulator activity. Lineage: Eukaryota; Fungi; Ascomycota; Pichiomycetes; Serinales; Debaryomycetaceae. The record is from RefSeq and is a predicted model, not a curated record.
CAAAUUGAAAUCCAACAAUUACUAUCACAAGAGGAGGAGGAAGAAGAAGAAGAAGAUGAUGAGGAGGCGGAGGAAGAAGAUGAGGAAGAAGAGGAAGAAGACGACGAAGACGACGACGAAAUAAUGGAACCAAAAUGGAACCGAUCAAUAUUUAAUGAAUUACAAUAUGUAAUGAAAAAUUUUCAAUCAAAAAUUCUCGAUUUAGAUGAUGAAGAUACUUAUGAUGUUACCAUGGUGGCAGAAUAUGCUCCAGAAAUAUUUAAUUAUAUGCAUGAAUUAGAACAUAAAUAUUUACCAAAUCCAAAUUAUAUGGAGAAUCAAGAUGAAUUAAAAUGGGAAAUGAGAAGUGUUUUAAUCGAUUGGGUUGUUCAAGUUCAUAGUAGAUUUAAUUUAUUACCAGAAACUUUAUUUUUAACAAUUAAUUAUAUCGAUCGGUUUUUAAGUAAAAGAAAAGUUUCUCUUUCAAGAUUUCAAUUAGUUGGUGCAGUUGCUUUAUUUAUCGCUGCUAAAUAUGAAGAAAUUAAUUGUCCAACUAUUCAAGAAGUUGCUUACAUGGCUGAUAAUGCUUAUAGCAUUGAAGAUUUUUUGAAAGCUGAAAGAUUUAUGAUUGAUGUCUUGGAAUUUGAUAUGGGUUGGCCUGGUCCAAUGUCUUUUCUAAGAAGAAUCUCAAAAGCUGAUGAUUACGAUUAUGAAACUAGAACUUUAGCUAAAUAUUUCUUAGAAAUUACAAUUAUGGAUAAAAAAUUCGUUGCAAGUAAACCAAGUUGGCUUGCUGCUGGUUCUCAUUACUUAUCGAGAAAGUUAUUAAAUAAAGGUGAUUGGUCCGACUCCCAUAUUUUCUAUUCUGGUUAUACUGAAAUACAAUUAAAACCAUUAGCUAAAUUCUUAUUGAAAAUUUGUGAAAAUGCCGAAAUUCAUCAUAAAUCCAUUUUCGAAAAAUAUCAAGAAAGACGCUAUAGAAGAAGCUCUUUGUUCGUUCAAGAUUUCUUAUCCCACUUG